Messenger RNA from Suillus subalutaceus, 771 nucleotides. RefSeq lists its product as uncharacterized. Gene Ontology annotation, molecular function: metal ion binding. The transcript has a single exon. The record is from RefSeq and is a predicted model, not a curated record. Bases 1 to 771 code for a protein of 256 amino acids. NCBI's taxonomy places the organism in Eukaryota, Fungi, Basidiomycota, Agaricomycetes, Boletales, Suillaceae.
AUGCAAAGACGGUCAACAGCGCUUGCCUCUCUACCUCAGGAUAUCAGAGAAACCUACCAGCAACUCGAAAACUUUGCUGCUGACCCAAAGAGCGUUGUCAACGACAUCCUAUCCACUCCAGGGUGUCCACCCUUCCCUCCUAGCGAAUGGCUCAAUGUUGUCCGGUGGAAGUACGUCAUCCUCGCUAAGGUCCUCAACUCAGCUCAUACGACCGAGCUGGAUCCCAAAAAGACCCACGUCAUUGAUGACGAGAUUGAGCUUGCCUUGCAAGUCUCCAAGUCUUCAAUGGGAAUUAAAACAUCCUCUGACCAUAAUAUCGCCUUCUCCAUGUACAUUGAAGCAAUAUCCUUCGUCUUCCCUCAGCGAAGAGAUGAAUUUAUGCAAUACAACACCUACCUUAGUCGACUCUUCCAUGCCAUGGAAAUCCGCCUUCACUCACAUGUCAUUGAAUUUGACCAAUCCGUUAGAAAUCAAGUGGCCAUGCAAAGAAACCUACGCCUCACUGAUUAUCCCCAAUUUGAGCACCUCAGAACGACCUUCCUCACCUCCUUUGGCGUUGGUGCCAAUUCCACCUCAUCCGCAUCUAGUUCCGGGGGAAGAUCGAAUCAGAGAGACAGAUAUGGAGGAAGGGAUGAUCCCUGUCAUAAAUGGAAUAGAGGAACCUGCCAGAAAUCAGAUGGUGAAUGCCGGUUCUCGCACUGCUGUGAUCGAAGAGGAUGUCGUGGCCCCCAUCAAAAAUCAGAAUGUCUGAAUAAAGGAGGGUCUAAAUGA